UGUUAUCGUUAUUUUUUCUAAUGCAGCUGGAACUAGUUUAUACCAAGCAAGACUUUUCUGCAGAUUCAGUGAUUCUUAUAUAAAAAUCAGUCGGUAACACCAGAUGAUAACCAGUGAUUUGUGUUACAGGUAUCAUACAGCGUUUCUGUUUAGAGCAACGAAUAAAUAGGGUACUGGCUUAGUCCAUAAAGUUGUCCAUUGAGGAUGUGGUGAGGUGCCACAGCUGAAUAAAAUAGCCUAGUAGAAUGAAUGAUGAAGUAAGAGAACUCUAAAAAUUAGUGCCUGGAAAGACAGAAGCUGAAGCAGGUAAUGACAUCCUUUAAAUCUGGUAGGUGGCAUGGGAAAAUGUGGUUUGUUGUGCAGACUAAGCUGUAAGGGGGAUGUGAGUCUGUUGUAACUUUGAAUCUGUGAUGUGACUUGGAUAGAAGACUCUGGAAAUCCAGCAUUGUUUUUCUCUUCCUGGCUAAGAGAGUCUUUAAAGUAGCUAAAUUUAAAGUAAAAAGUACAUUGUGGUGGCGUUUGCACCUUGUUCUCCCUGGCACCUUGGUUGCGAUGCUGCAUGGUUUUCUUAGAGCAUGGAGCUGAUGUUUGAGCUCCUGCUUGUGUGGCUAAAGGCUUUGCACAGUUUGGCCAAAGUACAUGCACGCGAUAGCUACCUCAGACGGCAAACCUCAGCUUGCAGUUGCUUAUCACCACUUGGAGAAAGCGCUGAUCAGUCAGCGAGCAACUGGUUAAGUUCUGCUCCUUUACACUGCUUACUGGCCUGCGCUACAAACGCGGUACUUCUGCUUUAGAGCGUAGGCAGAACAAACCUGCCUCUGCCUCCAGAAAGCCGCAUAGAUGUACAGAGCAUUUCAUUAGAUACAAAAGGAACCUCCUUAAAAUUCAGGGUGUAAGUUCCCAUGCUUUCCUGCGCUGUUACUGUAAGCUGCCAACACUUCCCCUCAAGCAGAAAAGGCGAGUUUUUAUUGUAGCAGUGGGUCUUCUGGUGGUUAUCCAGGAGCAUGAGUCCAGAGGCAAAAAUGACCUCUAAAAUACUGUAAGUGAUGUCUAGCAGCUAGCCUAACAAUUUCCUGCACUGUGCUGCCUGAAACUGCCAUGUGGAAGUGCAACAAGCUAAAAUAGUUUAGGUGAAGUUCCAUGAAAGAGAAAAGUGUCUCAAAUGGGCUUGUUGCUUUUAAAAGAAAACUGCCAGCCUGGAGUCUGGGAAACUAAAGCUAUCAAAAUUGAAAAACAAGAAACACUAAAACUGGUGUUUCUUGCUGUGUUAAGCAGAAAUCCAAAAAAGCUUCAGACUUGAGCAUAAUUUCAAGUCAUAAGGGUUUCACUGCUGAAACAGCAAGUAUGCAAAGUGUUGCAAUUUCAGAGUACCUAUUUUGGGAAAAAAGCUGCAAGCUGCGACUUUGAUAAAUGCGUUUUUCUGUCUGUAAUUACUGUCAGUGGAUGUUCAUCAGCUUGCCAAGGGUCUGACAGUCCCAGGGCAGGUCUGGCCCCAUGCCGAGCUCCUGCAGCGCCUGAUGCUGCACGCUGGUGUCUGCCUGUGCUGUUGUGCAGCCAAAUCCCAGGCAGAAGGUCACCUGGAGAAAGGAGACCUGCAAGCCCACAGGUGCUGCUGAGACGACCAGGGGCAAGAGCAGAGGUUGCAUCAUUCCAAUCUUCCACCCCAUUCCCAAAAGCAACUGUGACGGGCCAUGAAUGCAACAGGAACCUUAAGGUUCCUGACUGAGCACUUUUCACUACGGUUAGUAGAACACCUCAUGUCCUCCUGCUAGGAGCCGGUGCAGGUUUUCUUUCUCUUGCAGAGUAAGCAAGCAGCCCUUUACCCGUAGUACAGGCACGAGGUGUGCCUGAGCACUGCCCGGCUGUGCACGAGGUCACUUUGUUUCGGGAGGUGCUCAGUGCCCAGGCAGCAGCAGGUAGGUCGAGGUGCUCCUUUCAUGCAGUGAGAUUCGCUUGCGGUGCUGCUGUGCAGGUGCUGUACCUUUUGUUGUUCACGCUCUGUGAUCUGCAUAAAUCAAAUGGCAAUUGGACUGAAUAAAGCUAUUUUACAGAGAUGGGGGAGAGAGGGUUUUUAACCUUGUCAGCCAAGGGGACUGGGGUUUUGUUCUGAAGUGAGGAGGUGGUCGGGAAGCAUGGGACCUCUUUCACGGCUUGUUUUCUCCGUCCAGCAGUGGUGGGGCUGGUCUUGUCCUUACUGGGGAUCUAGGAAGUGACUGCUGCGUGUGUACCCCUGUGUUUAUUUGCAAAAUACUUAAUAAUAGAAAAUCAAUACAGAAUAGAAGCUAUACUUUAGUAUGCAUGAAGCCACAAAAUAAUAUGCUAAAGGCAGUGGUGUAUAUUAAUGUGCAUCCUGUUUUCUAGUGAUUAAACUUCUGUGCAUGCAGCAGGUAGGAUGAAACACUGAAUUUGGCUGGAGACAACUUUGAGUUGUGGGUCCAGCCUCCCCAAAACAACAGAGGUGAUGAAACACUUGCCACAGAGUGAGAUAUUGCUGCUGUAAUAAUAGGUGACUUCAGUGGUGAGAAAGCAGGUGUGCAGUGGGAUGUGCUAAAGCGGGGAAAAAAAAAUAAAUCCUUUUCCCCAAACAUGUCUUGAUGUUUUGUUAUCUGGUGCUGGUUUGAUUUGUCAGCUGCAGCUGGCUAACUAAAGCCACUAUCUCACUCUUUUUUUUUAUUAUUAUUAUUUUUUAUUUUUUAAACUUGCUUGCAGCACUCGGAGCCCUUCCUGGCACGCUGGCUGAUAUUGCUGCUUGGUUUCACGCCUCUCUGUGCUCAUCUCUCCCUGACGUGCACUGCUGGCCCUCGGGCAGGGAUUGGUGUGUGAUCACAGGGCAUAACAGGGUACUUGCCGAUGUCUGACUAGUAUUUCUAGGAACACUAGCGCUGCUACCUGCCUCUCAGGGAGGGAAUUUGGUCGUGUCUGCGGGGAUGUAAGUGCAGCUGUGCAGCGUCAGGCAUGAGGACCACCUACUGUGGCAUCAUGUAUGUGAGCAUAACUAGUACUGAGUGCCUGAGGAGGAGUAAAAGACCUAGGAAAUACGUGGACUAACACAUUAUUUGGCUUGCUGUCUCAGGAUUUGGUAAUCAGUAACUCAGGGAUUUACUGUAUCCAGGCCGCUCUAUCUAACAGUCAGUACUGCCUAAUGCUCCGUAUCUCUUGCUUAUCAGUAUUUAUCCCUGCAAGGUCUGCUUCCUUGGGAACGGCAACCAAAUUCCCGAGUAAACAAGCCUUCAAACCAGCCUCCAAACCUUGGCAUCUGAGGGUUUGUAUUUGUUAUCACAGUCGUGUUGAAACACAGCUCACUUGAUAGGAAUGCUGAAAUAUCUUCAUGACUGGGACUGAUACCCCGAGAAGGGACGGGUACGCAUUCAACACAUGCUCACCUCCUUACCACCUCAGUCCUGCAGAUGGCUACCAAAUUCACGUGGAUUUCGACAAUUUUAGUUUAAAUAAGUUCCCCCUUAUUUUUGCUGCGGUAAUAUUUUUUUAUCUGGGAGUCUGCCACAGGUAGAAAGAGGCAGCAAGUUCCUGUGCUUCUGGUGGAAACGUGCUUGUAGGUGGAAUUGUGCAGACUAGUAGCAUCUAAGCAGGGUGGUAUUAGCGUUACAUACUCCAUAUUUUAGGGACUUUGAGGGUAAAAGCUGCAGAGCACUACUCUGUUGUCUUUGCAGACUGCCUCCUGUUAAGUCUUCCUUGGGUGCGACUGUUGGAGUUCAUUUGCUGUAUGCAUUACUUCAGUUGAGUUUCUACCCCUUGCUUUGCCAUCUGUACAUAGCUCAGAAAGUAUUUCCAGAAGCUAAGGCUGGUGGGUUUUUUGUUUGUUCAUUUUUUGUUUUCUCUAAUGAAAGAAGCCACUAGCAGGCAGAACUAGUUUGUAAUGCCAAAAUCAACUUAUCACUGUUACCUUGCGAGAUAAUAGAGAGGAAAAAACGCUCAUUAGGGACUAAAUCAUCACUGUGCAGCUCUCUGCUUUUCCCUCAAUGUUCUGCUCCUCAAGCAGCCGGCUCGGAAGCAUUGCUGCUGCGAAGAAUAAGGCUGAGGAAAGCUCUGCUCUGCCCUAGGUACGUCCCUGUGCUUGUUAAGGAAUAUGCCAUCUUUCAUUUUUCCCCUGUGGCCGUAGAAACAAGACACAAGAUUUUCAGCUUGCUUUCUUCCCCUGGCAUGCUUUAUGUAUUUGUGUGCACGUGCGCUCCAAGCCCAAAGGAAUAUUACAAAUCCCAUCUCUACAUGUGUAUUCACGGGAAUGCCAGUGGCAUAACGAUGUCCUGCUUAUCUCACCCUUUGUGGGAUGAGCUUCAAAUCAGUCAGCUCUGAAAGCCUCCAACUGAUUUAAGCCGUGGCAGCACGAUGUGGUUCCAAAAAGCUUUGCUAAGGGCACCCGUGUGCCGUUGUUACAGCAGGACCUGCAGCGUGGUUCAGACCUGAGCUGUCGAGCAAUCCAGAGGUGUGAGCAGCCUGGUUUGGGAGGCAAUUGGACUGAAGUCGCUUGUUACUCCACUGCUCUGGGGAGCCUGUAGCGUGGGUUGGAUGGAGACCAGCACCCUGGCCGCUGAGGAUCCGCCUGCACCGGCUGGACGUGGUCUGUGACUGCUCUGAGGGCAGUGGGAGGCUUUCUGCCGGUGGGUGAGCUCAGACUUGGUGCCCAGGUGUUUGAGCAUCCUUGGGCAGGACAGCUGCUGGUGCUGCCACCUAACACUACUGGUAUUAAUUCAGGUUCGAGAGAAAAAAUUACACUGGAAGUGCAUCUCAGGAGGAUACAAAGAAGUGACAAAUUCCAAGUCAUUCACCUUCUGCCUAGAGUUUGUUUAUAAAAUACAUGUAAGGUAAAGUGGCCACCAUUUAUCUGCUCAAUGCCUUCUCUGAAGGAGAGGACACUGGUUUUGUGUUUAUAGGCACGUUGGUUUUGAGUCACCGGUGCUCAGCUCACCUUGCUAUGAGUAAAUGCACUGAGAUGAUGAGGAGGUGCGGUACAAGGAAUUUGCUUUGCAUGUCUCGGUGUGAGUGCAGUAAUAAAUGGGUUUUGUCCUACAGCACGCCGAGCUUCUCCCAGGAGGUGCAGGGAGCACACUGAACUCCUGCCCCGUAGGUGCACCCCGUAACGUUGGCUCUGUCCUUGCUAAAGCAAAGCAGCAAGCGUGCUGAUCUCCACGCGUGUUUGCCUGCACAGCACUGAAUAGUGCUAUCUUGCACUUCUCGCUGCUGAUUUAAUUAGCUCUCUCAGCAAGGAUGCUUUGAUCCAAAGCCCCUUUCAGCUGUUUGGCCAGGUAACAGAUACUUAAAAGCCAUGGGAUUCUGCACGGAGCCAGAAGUCUCCUGAAAGGAAGGCUCAGAAAUACAAAUGCUCAGCAGCUCAUGAGAACCUGAAGCUCAUUGACCUAUGGCAAUUACAAAACUUCUCGUGCUUAUUCCAAUUUAGUGCAUGAACCUUGUCAUCUUGUCCAGAUUAUCAUUGCUGCGAAUUUCUGUAGUUUCAGGAUUCAUUUUUUUAAAGAACAGAUAAUGACUUUUCCUCCAAAUGCUCCUGUUCCCUAUUUUGAAGUGUUGCCAGCGUGGGGUACCCAGGGAGUCCUCCCUCGGGAGCAGAGCACAGUUUUGCUGUGGAUUCUUUGUAAUCUUGAUUUUGGGCAACUUCUGGUUCCUUGCUGUUCUGUACCUCGUGUGGCUCUACCUCGACUGGGAAACGCCGUGCGCUGGGGGCAGACGGUCCCAGUGGGUCAGGAGCUGGACUGUCUGGAAGUACUUCAGGGAAUACUUCCCCAUUCAACUUAUAAAAACUUCAGAUUUGAAUCCAAAUCACAACUACUUACUUGGCUUUCACCCUCAUGGGGUCCUGGUAGCUGGAGCCUUUGGAAACUUCUGCACGGGCCCAAGUUUCAAAAAUUUAUUUCCUGGGCUUACUCCGUAUCUGCAUAUUAUGCCCAUCUGGUUCGGCUGUCCCUUCUUCAGAGAAUACAUAAUGAGUGCUGGGAUGGUUUCAGCCUCCAAGGAGAGCGUCUCGUAUGUGCUGAAUAAUGAAGGAGGUGGCCACGCGUCCAUCAUUGUGAUCGGAGGAGCCGAGGAAUCCCUGAAUGCACAUCCUGGAAGUUUGACUUUGAACGUCCUCAACAGGAAAGGCUUUAUUAAAAUGGCCUUGAAACAUGGGGCUCAUUUGGUCCCAGUGUUUUCCUUUGGCGAAAAUGAGCUAUUCAAGCAAGUUGCAAACCCCAAAGGUUCAUGGCUCAGAAACGUACAGGAGAAACUGCAAAAGAUAAUGGGCUUUGCUUUACCAUUGUUUCAUGCUAGAGGAGUAUUUCAAUACAGUUUUGGCUUAAUACCUUUCAGGCAACCUAUUCACACUGUUGUGGGAAGCCCCAUCCCUGUAAAACGGAACUUGAAUCCCACCACUGAAGAGAUUGAACAGCUACAUGCGGUAUAUCUACAGGAACUACGAAAAUUGUUUGAAGAACACAAAGGAAAUUAUGGGAUCCCUGAGCAUAAAACUCUUAUCUUUGAGUAGUAAACCACAAUCCGCCAUUCUAAAUCUCAUGGAAAAAACUACUGUAUGCUGAAAGAGUUCUUUCUUGCAAUCUGUGUUUUGCAAUCUGUAAUUAUCCUUGUGUAAGGAAUAAUUUUAAGAAAGGAUUAUUAAAUAGUUUAUUGAUCUUUAUUUUAUGAAAACAAAAAAAAAGCAUCCUAAGGGUGCAAGCCGUGAAGCCAGUGCUGUUUUGAGUUGUCCUUUUAGGUUCAUCUGUACUAGAAAUGCCAGUGAGAGACUCAACACUGAUGUUCUUACUACCAUGGUACUUUACCAUAGCUUGAGCAGAGGAAAUUGCCCCAGCAUGAGAGCAAGAGCAGGAAAAGCAUAUAUACCACAGAGGUCUGUCAUUAGACAUUGGGACUGUAACCAACACGUAUCAAACACAAGUUGUCUUCUUAAUGUCAAAAAAAAAAAAAACCCUGCUGCUCUUCCAAACCAAGUUGUGUAUUUUCAGUAGAUGGCUAUUACGAGCCAUUUGCAUGUGAAAUCAUGAAUAAAUGAGUUUUCUGCCUUGAAGAGGAUAUCAGCAAAAGCAGUUUGUCCAACCAAUGGAGCAGACCAAACACUGUUUGCAGGAAGAACAGAGUGUUGAGUUACUCUGGGCACAUAUGUGCUGGGUGGGGGUAAGCACUGAAUAAUGUGACUUUUUUCGACAGCUGUCCAGUUUGUAAGAUGAAUCAGCUUUGUUUGGUAGUUUUAGUCUCAGAGAAGAUGGCAGGCACAGGACAGAAGUACACCAACGAAGCUAGUGUGGGAAUCAUGUGAAUUUCACCUCUUACGCAAAUGAAAAGUUAUCAUAUGCCAAGCACUUCCACACAAGGAAGGGGAGCCCAAUUUGUUCAGUCUAGUUCUGAAACUUCACCAAGGAAAGUGUACUUGAUUUAUGUCUUCUUCCCCACUGAUAGAUGUGGGGAAGUACGUGGAAAGCAGUGCCUUGGAGUGACAGCCGUAAUUGCCAAAGCAGUGGGAGGACAGCUGUAGGGUGCGGCAGGUUAAGAGGAUAUUUGGUGUGCAAACCAGCUGCCUAGAUUUGAGAGGUUUAUCUGAAAUGUGGAUAUCCAUCUAAGAGAAGAAGAAAAAAUAUCUUAGCCAAACUCUUUUUCAAUUAAAGUGCCUAGGUUUCUGAGAUGAUUUGUAAAGAGAAUUACAGUAUAAAUAUAAAUAUAUGUAUUUAAAUGAAAUUCUUGUAUUUGUAAAUGCUUUUCAUCUGUGUGUGGACUUUGCAGACCUGGUUUUACUGAAGUGUUUGGUUUGCUCUAAGCAGUUUUUGCUCAUUGGGCAGCAUGGGGCAUCUGCAGCGGGGUCGGCUCAGCACAGGCGUGCUCUGGGAAUGGUGGUGCUGGCUCUAUAAGCACAGCUACAUUGGACGCAUCUGAUUCUCCUCAGGAGAAAUGCAGUUGGAAUUUUGGGAAAAGUUAAAACUUUGUAAAGAAAAGAUCAUAGCAAAAUGAAGGUCUUCAAGGAAAAGGGUCAAAAUAUUUUGACUCCUGAGGAGUGGAUUCCUUAUGAACCAAAGCCCCAAAGCUGUGUAGAUACUUGCCAGACAGACCAGAUGUGUGUUGGGCUGGAGUUCCAGAAACCCUCCAGCAGCAGAUUGAUUUCCCUAGGAGGGCCGAUAUAUACCUUCUGGUAUAUAGCAGUCAUUCAGAGGUGACCAGCCAGUGAAUCCUGCUCUCACUUUCUUCAGGACUAUGGAUGUCUCUCUGGGAGCCAGGAUGAGAGCUGGAAUUCUUGCUGUUGCCUUCCCAAUGCUUUUGGUGCCUGAUGAUCACUGUGGUGUAGACAUAUCACUUCUUCCUGCCUUGUUCCUCUCUCCUUGGGAUAAGAUCUCUGAAGAACUGUGUGUGCAUACAAAAUAAAGAAUAUUGGCUAAACAGGGGAGUUACGAGCAGAGCUUGAGAAGAGGAAGCACUAUGAGUGUGAAUGUUUAACAUGAACUUAAGAUCAGGGCUGUUUCAGCACUUGGAAGGGCGUAUGUCUAGGGAAGUCAAAUGUGGCAGGUCUGAUACCUGGGAAGAGGCCUCCAGCAUCCUGAGUGCUGUAGUGAUGAGCCCUGAAUAAUCACUGACCCAUUUUGGCUUAGCCAGCUAUGUGAAAUUUCCUUUGGUUUUGUUUUUUGCUGUCUGUCCUGGUGAGGAGUGCUGAUACAGUCAUGAAAGAAGAAUUUGGAGUCUGUGUCAGGCUUCCGUCCUAAAUCAUCUGCUCUAGUGAGAUAUUUCCUCUCAUUUUCAACCUGCUCUUUUCCUAAUACCUUAAUGAUAUAGGAGCUCAGGAUGUAAAUUUGAAAGCAUUAGCAUUGGGGUGAGGAUGGGAAGUGAUUGUAAUAAAAUCAAUUUAGCUAAAAAUUCUAAGGAAUAUAAAGAUACUGAUUUGGGGGCAAUACCUGGUCCAGAGGGUACUCUGCAAAUAGGCUUACUUCUGAAUUCCAUGAGAAAAUUAUUUAUGGGCUCUGAAUAUCAUUCAUAACUGGCAUAGUUAGAACAAGUAGGGAUUGUGUUGCUGUGACUACUAGUAUUUGUUAUGCUUUGUAACACAGGAAGAUGGAGGAAAAAAGAAGUCUUUGAGCAAUAUGAGUAUUUUUUCUUCUCUAUAACUACUGCAUAUUGCCUGUGAUGGUCCUUACAAACUACCUUUUAUUAAAUUUUCUACAUGUUUAGGCCUAUUUUAAAAUACAGUAUCAAUCUCUAAUAGGCAUGCUGUCUUCUAAAAUAAUUUGGAUUUUACAAAUCCAAAUACUGUUUGGAUUUGUAAAACAGCCCUGCUUGAACACCAGGUUGCUUCAGAGCAACCUGGAAACUGUAGAUCUGUGGUGAUGCCCACGCUUACUGGGACUUGCACUGUGGUGUGUUACUCUUAGUGCUUUUUAAUGAGAUGGGUAAUCCCAGGGAAGCUAGUCAUCUGUUAAAAAGAUAGAUGCUUUGCGUGUUUACCAUUCAAAUACUGUUUCUCUGAUGUGCUCAAGCUGGCAAUGCCUGCCUGUUGCCUUGUGAGUGAACAUCUCUCCCAAAUUUGAUUCACAAAAAGUCUUUAAGCAGCAGUGCUUAAGAUUUUUUUACUUCCUGAACUACAAAGCAUAUUUUACACUCUUUGUAACUCUUCAUGACACCAGAAAAAUAUGAAUGUCAGUUGUAUCAAUGAUAGAUGUGGCAAGAUGGUGUGAGAUAAUAAAAGUUUAUACCAAAGAA
Anas platyrhynchos (mallard) is the source of this 9702-nucleotide messenger RNA. RefSeq names its product monoacylglycerol O-acyltransferase 1 (gene MOGAT1). Gene Ontology annotation, biological process: triglyceride biosynthetic process; diacylglycerol biosynthetic process. Gene Ontology annotation, molecular function: diacylglycerol O-acyltransferase activity. The record is from RefSeq and is a predicted model, not a curated record. Lineage: Eukaryota; Metazoa; Chordata; Aves; Anseriformes; Anatidae. Gene Ontology annotation, cellular component: endoplasmic reticulum membrane.